Messenger RNA from Hippocampus zosterae (dwarf seahorse), 786 nucleotides. RefSeq names its product lipopolysaccharide-induced tumor necrosis factor-alpha factor homolog. The transcript has 5 exons. NCBI's taxonomy places the organism in Eukaryota, Metazoa, Chordata, Actinopteri, Syngnathiformes, Syngnathidae. Bases 1 to 516 code for a protein of 171 amino acids. The record is from RefSeq and is a predicted model, not a curated record. Gene Ontology annotation, molecular function: zinc ion binding.
AUGAUGGUGAACUUUGCCGUCUGCAGGGUUGGGUUGGGAGCUUCUGUCCAGGGGACGACACUGUGUCAGAAACGCCUCGAGGAUGGAUUCACAGAAAGACUUCUUAAGAUGGAAAAAGGAUACCCAGGACAAGAAUCAGCUCCGCCCUACCCUGGCCCCCCCAUGACCUAUGGGGUUGCACCACCCCCACCUGGGCUGAACCCAGCACUUAAUGUAGGAUCCCCACCUGUUGGAUACCAAGGAGGUACGUCUGCCACAGCUGCAGUGACUCAUCUGGUGGUAACACCUUCUCUGCAAGACAGCCCCGGACAAGCAAUAUGCCCCCACUGUCAGCAGACUGUGGUUACCCAGAUAACGCGCACGGCAGGCCUGAUGACAUGGGCCAUCUGCGGAGGCCUCACCAUAUUUGGGUGUUUUCUCUGCUGCUGUAUACCAUUCUGCGUGGACGCCUGCAAAGAUGUGGAGCAUCACUGUCCAUCCUGCCACAAAGUCAUCUAUGUUUACAAGCGGUUAUAAAAUGCUCCAGAUUGGGAACUUGAUGCUCAUUAUGACAUUUCAAUUAGGUAAAUGUAAUGGUCAUAGUAAACAUUGCAAAGGCUAAGUAAGACCUGUUUAUUUGUGAUGCGUGGAUGUGGCAUGGGAGAUCACACGAAUAAAUUAUUAACCAGUCAGUGGAAAAAAUGUGCAAGUGAUGAAUUAUCAGUCAAUGUGUAUUGUCCCUCAAGAAGACAACUUCAAGUGCUAUUAUGAUGUACAAACAAGAAUAAACACACGUGCAAUUAUAAA